GACAUCUCAAUGUUGGCUUUGAUCCCUGUCUAACCCAUACACCAUGUCCUUCGACUACAUCCGCAAGCUCGUCUCUGGUAACAAAGCCAGAUUUAUAGAUCCCGAAGCGGCUGUUAAUCUCGAUCUCGUCUAUGUGACCGACAGGAUCAUCAUUAUGGGAUACCCAGCAACAGGGGUUGCAGCGCUGUAUCGUAACAAACGUCGAGAUGUUCUCAGGUUUAUAACAUCAAGACACGGCGAGAAGUGGUGGAUUUGGAAUUUGUGUCCGCUGUAUGAGAAUGCUUAUUCUCCUGAAAGCAUGCACAAUCGUGUAUCGAGAUACCCGUUCCCCGACCACCACCCUCCACCAUUACCUCUCUUGCCAUUAGCUGUCAGGGAGAUGACCGCAUGGCUGGAAGGGGAUGAGGAACGGAUUGCUAUCAUCCAUUGUAAAGCCGGAAAAGGUCGAUCUGGUACCCUCUUAUGCUCGUAUCUCCUCUCAUUAUCCGAGCUUCCUCCACCUCCAGAGCUUGACCGUUCUUACUCUUACAAAGAGUUAGCUAGAAGAUUGGCGCAAAGAGAAAAACAGAAAGCCCAUAGUCAAGAGCAGAGUGCGUCUCCUUCUGAUGUCGAUGCCGAAGAUAAGGAAGGUUGGGUGUUCAUCGGAGGUGGAAAAGAAGCUGCGACAUUACAAGUUGAUGACGAUCCUUCUGUGGAGCGAGGAGGCACUUUGACACCUGCAAGAUCAGAGAGGAUUCAAGUUGGCCCAGUCGUCAAGGGCAAUGAUCAUGAAGACGAUAAUGAUACCGCCAGUUCCUUCUCUUCCACCACAACCAUAUCCCGGCCUUCUCCACCUCCCUCGGAACGUAUCGAGCUCCAAAGUACGCCUCCUUACGAUCCUAUUGACAUCGGAGAUGAACGUCCAGCGGGGCAGAAAGGUCAAGAAGAUCGAGCAGAUGGGAGAGUCGAUGAAGUGUUCAAGCUGCAUUCGAGUAGGAGAAUGAAACCUACUAGUACAGGACGUGGCGUUUCCAUUCCUAGUCAACGUCGAUGGUGUAGAUAUAUCCACCUCUUAUUCAACAACCAAGCACCUCCCUCUUACCUCUCCCUUACUCCCCGACACUUGCGCCUCCUCUCCGUCACCCUGCUCCUCACCCCUCCAUCCGGCUGGCAGAAACCCCUCGCAUCCCUCUUGGUCGGUUCGGGAGGUACAGGACAGGGCAAAGCCUGGGCUUCGGUGGCGAGAUACGAUGAUGACUACGUAAAAGAAUUACAAAAUAGGGGAGGAACAGGUGAAGGCGUACGUGGGGAAAUUACCUGGGGUGGAGUCGCAGGAGAUGGGAGAUUUGAUGCACACAAGAUGUUUAGGAGUUUUGGGAAGAUGGUGCCUGCUGAUGUAAAUAAGGAUGUAGUCGCGGUUCUACCAAAAGAUCAUCAAAAUUAUGUAAUACACCACCUUGCACCUAAUCACUCUCACCUCACGCUUGACCGUUCUCGCGAAUUCCGACUAAAGUUCCACCUUGGUAACCUGCCCCUUGGCUGGACGUGGCUAAUCCCCGCUUUCCACCUCCCGGAGCCUUCUUCGUCUAACAGUGAAGGAGGGGAAGGGGCAGUAAAAAGAGUACAUACCCUCUCUUUCCCUCGUUCCCAAGUCGACUUUCCCCUCGGCCCAGGCGCGGCGCUCCACCAAGUCCUUAUCAGGCUUGAAGAAGUUACUGAGGACCGCAUGGGCGAGGACGAUGAGGUACCUGCAAGGUUGAUGAAUGACGAGGAAGAAGAGAGGGAAGGGAUAGAAAAUGAUAGCAAAGAGGAUAAGGUGAGAGAGGAGGGAGAGUAACGUGUCGCUGUUUUGUACGUAAUUAUUGUAGGACAGUUUAUCAUUUAUUAUACAUGAGCAUGUAGCAUAUCUGUACAUAAUAGCCAUGUCUUCGGAGGUUGGAUCAACGCCCAUUAAUAUGUUCUUGUUAUAAACGAGUCCUUCCCAAGUCGUAAUUGAAGCGCUAUAGCUUAGGCCGCAACGAUGAAGGACAGAUAAUAGAGUUACUUGCGAGUGUAGCAUCAUUUGCCGCUCUCGUGAAUUAUUUGUGAUAACGGCAAGUGGUGAAUGGUGAGAUGAAAGAAGGCGUGAGAAAAGAAGAGGAACAAAAGGCAUUUGUUCAUCAGAUGGUACAGCCAUGGGCAACUGCCAAAGGAGCGUGACUACCU
Cryptococcus deneoformans JEC21 is the source of this 2184-nucleotide messenger RNA. RefSeq lists its product as hypothetical. Gene Ontology annotation, biological process: regulation of phosphatidylinositol 3-kinase/protein kinase B signal transduction; negative regulation of cell population proliferation; phosphatidylinositol 3-kinase/protein kinase B signal transduction. The coding region runs from base 44 to 1816 and encodes 590 amino acids. Lineage: Eukaryota; Fungi; Basidiomycota; Tremellomycetes; Tremellales; Cryptococcaceae. Gene Ontology annotation, cellular component: cytosol; cell projection; plasma membrane. The record is from RefSeq and is a predicted model, not a curated record. Gene Ontology annotation, molecular function: protein tyrosine phosphatase activity; phosphatidylinositol-3,4,5-trisphosphate 3-phosphatase activity. The transcript has 8 exons.